This is a messenger RNA of Charadrius vociferus (killdeer), 3603 nucleotides long. RefSeq names its product alpha-kinase 1 (gene ALPK1). The transcript is spliced from 13 exons. Gene Ontology annotation, biological process: protein phosphorylation. The record is from RefSeq and is a predicted model, not a curated record. Gene Ontology annotation, molecular function: ATP binding; protein serine/threonine kinase activity. NCBI's taxonomy places the organism in Eukaryota, Metazoa, Chordata, Aves, Charadriiformes, Charadriidae. The coding region runs from base 1 to 3603 and encodes 1200 amino acids.
AUGAAUAAUCAAAAUGCCGUGGCCGCACUGCUGCAGGAGUGCAAGCAAGCUCUGGACACGCUCCUGUCGGCACAGGCUGACACGAGCGAGGAAGACGAGCGAGAAUACCGGCGGUGCCAAGCUUUGCUUCCUGAGGACUUGAGGACCCUUCUGGAGGAGGCAAAGGAAAUGAAGUGGCCCUUUGUGCCGGAGAAGUGGCAAUACAAACAAGACCUCGGCCCAGAAGACAAAACAAACCUGCAAGAUAUGAUCAGCGUGAGGCUCCCCGAUUUGCUGGUUUAUUUGAAAGCCUCCAUCAUGGUCAAGGACUGCGUCACUGCCGCUGCUAUUGUGUUCCUGAUUGACCGGUUCCUGUAUUGGAUUGAUGCCUCCAGCAAACUUCUUCGGAUCGCCAAGGGGCUGCACAGGCUCCAGCCCACCACCCCCAUCGGUCCUCAGGUGCUCAUCCGGCAGGCUCGCCUCUCCGUCAAUGCAGGUAAACUUUUAAAAGCUGAGUAUAUCCUAAGCAACCUUAUUAAUGACAAUGGAGCAACAGGUACCUGGCGAUAUGCUAAGGAAAGCGAUAGGAUUCUCGUUCAGUCAGUCUGCUUACAAAUCAGAGGACAGAUUCUGCAAAAGCUUGGGAUGUGGUAUGAAGCAGCAGAGUUGAUUUGGGCUUCAGUUGUGGGAUAUUUCAAACUCCCUCAACCAGACAAAAAGGGAAUUGCUACUUCCUUGGGUAUUAUGGCAGACAUCUUUGCUUCCAUGAAUGAGAAGGAUUAUGUACGUUUUAAAACCAAUGCUGAGAUUGACCUGAGCCUUCUCGGAGAGUUCAGUCAUCGCUUAUUAUCAGCCGCGGAGGCCUGCAAACUAGCGGCAGCCUAUAGCCAGUACACCCCGCUGUUUGUCCUGACAGCCGUGAAUAUCCGUGGGGUGUGUUUGCUGUCCUAUAGUCACUCCAAGGACUGUCCCCCAGAAAAGAGAAAAUUCUACUUGUCCGAAGCCAAAGAAUCCUUUGAGAUUGGCCUACUCACCAAGAAUGAUAACAGUCCCAUCACCAGCAAGCAGGAGCUCCAUAGUUUUAUUAAAGCGGCUUUCUGCCUCGCAACCGUGCAUCGGUGGCUCUAUGGGGAGAGUGAGAAACUCCGUGAGGUGUGUCAACUAUGUAAAGAAGCCGUGGGAAAACUGCAUUCCUACAGCGCUUCAUUUACAGAAGAGGAAGAGAAAGGAAUGCUUGCCAAAGAGAUCAUGUCUCUGAUCACAUCUGUGAAGAAGCGCUUGCGAGUGGAAAGCUUUCCUAAUUCCGAUGCUAGGUCUUACGUUCCAGACAGUUAUAAAGGCACAGUGGGAAAACCUAUCCUGCGACGGGAAGUCAACUUUGAGAAAAUCCUAGCCAUGCAUUCUCAGCAUCAUCUGUCAGUGUGCAAAGUGUUUGAAAAUACUUGCAGGAUUCAUAAAACCGCACCAGGAGAAACCCAAGCGGGAGCUUGUAUCACAACCUUAAGAACAGAGACCAAAAACAUAGACAGUGUGUGUACUACUGAAGAAAUAGCGUACCAGAGGAAAGGUGCUGCGAAAACCCUGCGUUCACCAACAGCAGGAAGUGGCUCAGAGAGACUCAGUGGCCAAAGAAAUAAAUAUAUCGGUUCUGAUGUCAAGCAAAUUUCCUUCAAUGAAGAGAUUGAGCCAUUAGAAAUAGAAAAAAGUUAUGAAAACAGUGUUUUCAGCAGAUGGCAAAAGAGGAGUCAAACCACGACGUCAGACAGCUCUUGGUGCAAGCUGUCAAAAUCAAGUUACUCUUCCAGCUGGGAGGAGCUGAGCAGCAAAGAGUCUCCCAGGGAUGGGCAGCGGCAGGAAAAGGGCUCAGCGGAGGAGCAGUGUUGCACAACAGAAUCUGAUGAAAAUGGUCAAGCUGCAUACUUGGGCUCGCCACCCCCCAGAGUCUGGCCGCCAUCUCCUCGAGAGCCUCUGCAGAGCUGUGGGGCAUCUCCACAGCCUUCCUUAGAGGUAGCUGGGAGGCUGGGAGAGAAGGCAUCUCUUUGUGGAGAAGAGCUACGGGAGGGAAGACACUGUGGGAAGAGCUCUUCAGAAAGGAAAGCAGGGGAGGUGAACAACGAGGUUCCUUCCUUCUCCACCCCUUACUCUGUUCCUACCAGGUUGCAGGAGGUGGAGAAGUCCUCUUCCCGGGCGGAGCUGGGCUGCAGGACCAAGGACAGCGGCAGGGAGGGCGGUGGGCCCCGGAGCCCGUUCGUGUGGGUCCCCCGCGAAGGAGAGACUGCGGAGAGCACAGAGGACCCCUCGUUUGAGGCACGUCCCCCCACAAACAGAGGUGCUUCUGUACUAUCAACGUGCGUCGAGCCAAAAAUGGCCAGUGACUCCUCUCUGCGUGACUGGCUGAGGAAAUCUGCCGUGGUGGGAAAUGGAUCUGUCAAAGUGCCUGAAGUUGACACUCAAGCAGAAACAGUAGAUGACACUGAGUUUGAUUUCAUCAGUGUCGGAGACCUAGUAAACAGUUAUCCUACGGCAUCUGUUCCAGAGCAUCAGUCAACUCCCAUUGCAUCAACAGCUUUGUCCUCAGGAGGAAAGAUAUCCAUAACUGAGCACUUUGACUGUGCCACUACUGAAGAGGAUGAAGAAAAGUCUCGGGAUGUGGUGAGCAGCAAGAGACCAUCCAGAUCAUCACUGAGUUCAUGGUACAAAGCAGCACAGAUGCUCGAGAGUUCCCCUGAAAGUCCAUUUCUGAACCCAAGGGGAACUGGUUUAAACUUCGUACCUGGGAGAACGAAGGAAGGCAUCCUUGACGCUCGAUUUCUGAGGGAUGAUGAUUACGUGCAGCUUCUGGCAGGGGUGGAACAUAAUUGGCUUGUCCAGAGACUGGCGCCUACUGGAAUUUUUAAGUCUAAACAGCUUCGUAAAACGUACUCUGCUCUUCUUUUGAAAUACUCAAAGAAAUCGGGCCUCUGGACAGGCCAGGAAACCGCUGUUUUCAUUGGGGACUACCUGAACGUGGCAAAGGAAGGCAAACAGAGAAGUGCGUUUUGGGUACACUUCCUGCACCAAGAAGAAAGCCUGGGAAGGUACGUUGGGAAAGAAUACAAAGAAGAAAAAGGACUACUUCAUCAUUUCAGUGACGUGGAACGGCAAAUGACUGCGCAGUACUAUGUGACAGAAUUCAACAAAAGGCUGUAUGAGCAAAAGGUCCCUACCCAAAUCUUUUAUAUCCCGUCUGCAGUACUCCUGAUACUGGAGGACAGAACUAUAAAAGGGUGUGUGAGCGUGGAGCCCUACAUCCUUGGGGAGUUCGUGAAGCUGUCCAAUAACACGAAGGUAGUGAAGAACGAGUACAAAGCCACAGAGUAUGGUCUGGCCUACGGCCAUUUCUCCUACGAGUUCUCCAAUGGAACAGAUGUUGUCGUUGAUCUGCAAGGUUGGGUGACAGGUAACGGGAAAGGCCUCAUCUACCUCACAGACCCCCAGAUUCAUUCCCUUAAUAGCAAAGAUGUUUCACGCUCCAACUUCGGAAAGAAAGGAAUUUAUUACUUCUUUAAUAAUCAACACGUGGAGUGCAAUGAAAUCUGUCGCUGCCUUUCUUUAACAAGACCUUCAGUAGAGCUUCCAAUGUAG